UCUUAUAGUCGGCUUCUCUCGGGGAAACGCUCAGUGAUCGGAGGUGCCCGUGCGGUCCUGUAGGGGGAGCCCCCGUGCAGUGUGUGGUCGGGGGGGAUCGGUAGUCCGGGAUCCGCUCGCAGUGUACCGGGAAGGAUGUACGGGGAGAUCCGGGAGAUGGCAGUCCUCAUCGGUGCGAUCUCUCUGCUCUGCAUCGCCGCCAAUACACAAGCCAGAGCCCGACCGCGUCCAGAUCUCUUUUGUAUAUUUCACGGAAAGAAGUACAGUGCGGGAGACAGCUGGCACCCAUACCUUGAACCUCAAGGGGUCGUGUAUUGUAUACGCUGCAUGUGCUCUGAGGGCGGAGUCUCCUGCUACAAGAUAAAGUGUCCGGUCCUGCAAUGCAUCCACACCGUCACUGACCCGCAGCAGUGCUGCCCCAGAUGCGUAGAGACACCCUCCGGGCUGCGAGCUCCGCCCAAAAUGUGCCAGCAUAACGGGACGACCUACCAGCAAGGAGAGAUGUUUACCACCCACGAGCUCUUCCCAACGCGGCAGUCCAACCAGUGUGUGCAGUGCAGCUGUUCGGACGGACAGAUAUACUGCGGUCUGGUGACCUGCCCAGAGCUGGUAUGCUCCUCCCCCAUGACUGUACCAGACUCCUGCUGCCCGGUGUGCCGAGAUGGGUCGUUUGAGCGAUCGGGGGAAGAGGAGCCGUUAAACAGAGGUGUUAGACACUCCCAGGACCAGUGCCUCAGCGAGCUGCUCAGCAAGAAGUCCCUGGGGGCCACAGAGUCCACCAUUGUCAGUUCUUCUCUGGGGUUCAACCCUCGAAGCUUCAAGCAGAAGGGAGGAGGUGGGACAACGGUGAAAAUCCUGAUGAAAGAAAAGCACAAGAAAGCCUGCAUUUAUAAUGGUAAGACGUAUUCGCACGGCGAGGUCUGGCACCCCGUAUUCCGAAACUUUGGCGCUAUUCCUUGUAUCCUGUGCACCUGUAAGGACGGCAGUCAGGACUGCCAGCGGGUCACGUGCCCCGAGGAAUAUCCAUGCGACUAUCCGGAGAAGGUGGAGGGUAAAUGCUGCAAGGUCUGCCAAGAUGACAAAGUGGAGCCCACCGAGGAGGUCACCACCACCAGGUGCUUGAAGAACCCCAACAAGAUUCUAGUCUACAUGUACAUGUCGCCCACCACCGCAAAACAGAAGGAAAACCUGCGCAAAAUCGCCAUCGAGAAGGAAGCGUCUGAAGAUGUGGAGAUCUACGUCUGGAAAAUGGUGAAAGGAAUCUUCCAUUUGAUUCAGAUUAAAAAAGUGGCAAAACAAGAUUUCAGACAAGAAGCGGAGCAUUUCCGGCUGGUCACCAGGACAAGCGAAGGUCAGUGGAACAUUUUCAGGCCACAGCCCCCUGAACUGAACAUAACGGAGAUUUCGGAAAUGCAGAGCGAAGCGUUGUAGUGGGAAAUAAUACGUUCUACUGAUGUCACGGAUAUCCAGCCCCCCCAAUACUAAGAGAUGAAAAACAUUUUCAAGCCAACCUCUACCCAAAUCCGACACAAGAGGUGGCUGUAACCCAGAGAACCGGCUGCAGCACUGGAAAGUCUUAAGCAAGAUGGCCGCCGUCUCGACAACCCGGUUACCUAGACUGUGGGCCGGAAAAAAAAAAUUCCUUUGGGAAUAAGAAGAAAUAAACUGUAAGAUCCUUUUUGUGUGCUCUCCCGGCUUCCUCCAUCUUUGGGGAGAUCCUGCGCUUCAAUGAUUCCCUGCUGAGCUGGAAUUGGGAGAGGUCAACACGUAAAAACAAUGGCAUUCAUCUUAUCAUGGCUGCCAAAUUCACGUCCAUCAAUGGACUCCUCACACCCUCCGAUUUCCAAAUUGGUUUACUCGUUUUUAUUUUUUUAACGCCGCUUUAAGGAACAAAACCCAAGACUUGGGUGAGACCUUUCUCAAGUGCCUAUCUCGUUGCAUCACCGGUCUGAACGCAAAGCCUAACACUAAAAAUUAUUAAAAUGGCUGCCCCUA
Rana temporaria (common frog) is the source of this 1995-nucleotide messenger RNA. RefSeq names its product chordin like 2 (gene CHRDL2). The transcript has 11 exons. The record is from RefSeq and is a predicted model, not a curated record. NCBI's taxonomy places the organism in Eukaryota, Metazoa, Chordata, Amphibia, Anura, Ranidae. Bases 136 to 1431 code for a protein of 431 amino acids. Gene Ontology annotation, molecular function: protein binding.